UCUAUAUAACAGCCACCCCACCACCACCACCACCACGACUAGCAUUAUCACCACCAACCAUUUGAACAGUUUGUACACGUUUUAUACGACAGUGGGUGCUUGGGCACCACCGGUGAUGGAGCCAUCAAGUGUAGCUAGAAAUCCAGCACCACGUCUUGUAUUUUUAAUUGUAACAUUGUCACUCACAUUAGCAGCUACUGGUCUACUGUGUGGUGCAAUAAUGUCAGAUCAUUGGGAAGAAGUUGGAUGGGACAAAGAUGCAUUAAAAAAAUCAAAUAUCACUCCCACGUGGUACUUAAAUGGACAAGUUGCAAUGUUAAAUUCACCAACACGUUAUCACAGUAAUAGACAAACUUUUCUUGUACCAAUGCAUGGUGGAAUUUGGACCAUGUGUGUUUCUUUAACCGAUGAAGAGAUUCGACUUCUUGGUCAGCUUGGUUUUCCCCAAGAACGAUGUAUUAAUUAUUUAACACCUGAUGAGGCACAUGAAGAAAUUCGAGCAGCCUGGCAAAGUCGAAUGCAAAAUUUGAGUAUCUCAUGUUCACUGGUCUGUCUAAUUGUCCUUGGAAGUGCGGUACUUGUUGGUUUUUUUGGUCUAUGUAGACAUCAAAUAUCAGCUGUUCUCGUGACCGGUGUAAUGUAUCUACUAGCAGCAACUUUUGCAUUAUUUACCUUGACAAUAAUUCAUUACAAACGAGCCCAAGACAGAGGUGCUAGAAUAUUUGAUGGAGGACCAGAGGAUGGUGUUGUUGGUGGACCAGCACCAAAAAAUAUUCUUAAUGCAAGAAUAUUUACAACUUCAUGGAGUAUGGAUUUUGGUUGGGGUGGUGUUACACUAUGUACUCUUGCAUCUGUUGCCUGGAUUCUUCUCAGUAAAAUUUUGAGAUUCAGUCCAAUAACAAUGAUUACAGCGUAGCAGUGGGAUGCCGUCGAGGUGUAAAAAAAUUAAUCGAUUGACUCAACAACACAAAGAAAUUAUUGAACAACCUGAUGUUGAUUCAAUAGUAAAAAAAAUGUAAUAAAAUAUUGAGCAUGAUUGGCGAGUCACUAAAUCGUUUGAAAUAUCAAAAUAAAAAACCUCGAUGGCAAAACAAAUAACAAAUAAAUAAAUAAAAAUUAAUUAAAAAUAGACAGCUUAUUGCUUAGCAAAUAAUGUUCUAAAUGUCUCGAAAAAAAAAAAAAUUAUAUCAUGGACAAAAAUAUAUAUUAAUUUCCAUCGAUUUGUGUGAUAAUAUUUCAAAGUGCCACUUGCUGUUAUUAAAUUUUUUGGCUGGUAAUUUUCAAGGCUAAAAUAUUCGUUACAUAUUAAGUACAAAAUUAAACAACACAUAAAAACGCACACUUUUUUUUUGAUAAUUAAUUAGAAUUUAUGUUAAUUUUUAAAUCAUGAAAGAUAAUUUACAUUGACCAAGAUUUAAACAACGAAAAUAUUGUCAUAUUAUUUUUUUUGAUAUUAAUAAUUUUGCUAAUGAGUUUGCUUUGUAUUGAUAUUUUUUUAGAAGAAAUAUAUUUUGCACAUUGAGAGGCAAACAACCAAUCAUAUUGAUGUGUAUUGUUUAGGGUGAAUAUCAACUAAAUCAAUAAUUUAAGAAUAAAAAUAAUCAAAGCCUAUUUGCAUUUAUUAUAUAGCUUUUGCUAUUUGUAAGCUAGAUGUAUUUAUUUAUUAAUAAUAAACACUGUGUUUGUGAAAAUAUUA
Aphidius gifuensis is the source of this 1696-nucleotide messenger RNA. RefSeq lists its product as uncharacterized. Bases 116 to 916 code for a protein of 266 amino acids. The record is from RefSeq and is a predicted model, not a curated record. Lineage: Eukaryota; Metazoa; Arthropoda; Insecta; Hymenoptera; Braconidae. The transcript has 5 exons.